This is a messenger RNA of Sorghum bicolor (sorghum), 1229 nucleotides long. Its product is annotated as E3 ubiquitin-protein ligase ATL41. The record is from RefSeq and is a predicted model, not a curated record. The transcript has a single exon. Bases 314 to 826 code for a protein of 170 amino acids. Lineage: Eukaryota; Viridiplantae; Streptophyta; Magnoliopsida; Poales; Poaceae.
AACAAAUAAAUGAGCAAUUAUCUCAAGAAAAAAAAACCCAGCUGCGCCUCCCGUUUUCUUCCUUGUACCUAUCAGUAACUUGCAGCUGCCACACAGCCCCUGCUAUACAAUAUACAGUGCUGAUCGCCUCUUCCUUGGUUUCUCCCAACCCAACACGUACUUGAACUGGUGUCCAUAUACAUCCAAUUCCAAAGCAUGGAACGUCAAAAGCAAGAGAAAUCUUCACAUCAUCCAUGAGAAACACAUGACUCCUAGCCUAGAGAACAUCAUCACCAGCUAGACGCUACCAUAUACAGUACAGCAUAGCAAUAGCAUGAUCAUGACAAACCCAGCCGCGAUCCUCUCCGUGGCGCUGCUCAUCGUGGGCGUCUCUCUGAUGCUCGCCGUGCACAUCCUAGUUGUUUUCUGGGCUCUACGACGGGGACUCGGCUCCCGCGACACCGGCCAGCACGCCAACCACCAGGACCAGGAGCGCGUGGAGGACGGCCACGGCAGGCGGGGACUGUCGCCCGGCGAGCUCGUCACGCUUCCUUGCCACGACUUCAAGGCUGCGGACGGCGAGGCGGCCGGGGACUGCGCGGUCUGCCUCGAGGCGUUCCAGGCCGGCGACCGGUGCAGGCAGCUGCCGCGGUGCGAGCACUGCUUCCACGCGGAGUGCGUGGACUCGUGGCUGAGGAAGAGCAGCAAGUGCCCGGUGUGCCGUGCCGACGUGGUGGACCGGCCGCCCAAGGGAGAGGCGAAGGCGGCGGCCUCGGGACCAGGGGUCGUGGAGAUGGCGGGGAGGAGAAGCUCGAACGCCGCUUUGGAGAUCGUCACUGAAAGAUAAGGUCGAUCGCCCCAUGGCAGUUGGGAGUUGGGACGACCCAGGGACGGCGCCACGGUGCGUUGGUUGUGCAGGCAUGUGCAUAGUUUCUUUUAAGCCGCACCCCUGCAACUACUCUUUCAUGUGUAAGAUACAUGUAUACCCUUUUUAUCUUGAUUUUACUAUAUGCAUGAUGGUAGAAAUGUUGCCAUGCAUUUGAUCAAUGUGAUACUGUUUACAUAUAUAUAUUUAAUUUCUAGUGUUUUGUUCACUACUAUGUUUAGGCUUUUUAGAGUCGCCAAAACAAUGCUCUCCAGAGCUGGGACGGUAGCAGACGGCGGUCUCUAUUAAGCCCACUUGUAAAAAAUGGUGUGGAGACGGUGAGUUAGACAUCCGUCUCAAAUCUCAAUAAAUAUAAAAACCAUCC